UUUUAAAUUUUAGGGCGACGAAUAGCAAUUCAGUAAUUAAAUUUAGGCCGUCAAUUUCAUUAACUGCUUUCGGAACCUAGCUCACAUGCAUCACAUAGUACGAGGUGGCUUUAAUAAUCUAAUUAUGACCAGUUCAAUACUGCUUCCUGGCCUUUUCUUUUCGUUUGAAAAGCCGAACCUUGGAAUCGAUAAUCGUUAUUCAUUAGAAAAUCAAAGCUAAUCGCAAGCCGUCCUUUCCAUUAACUGUUUUCCAAACCUUACUAUCAUAUAAUUUGGUCUGAAGUGGCUCGAAGAAUCUGUUGACCGGUUCAGUUCGUCGACGUUGAUUGCCAAGCAUUCACCGCUAUUGUUUCAUGCUUCCUGGCCUUUUCCUUCGUAUGAACAACCGAACCAGGAAAAUGGAAACGGAUAAUGAGUACGCACUGUUACCAUAUGCGACAACUUCAUUAUUAUCUUUCAAAAUUUCAGCUAAUCACUAAAGGACAGCUGAUGGCCUCGUAGAUUACCAGAAAAUUGUUACUGCCGGCUAGACUAUUGUUUAUUAAUUAAUUCCGUAAGCAGUACCCGGUUUACUGAUUAGAUCUUCUAUUUAAACAGCUUUCAACCGGCAUACUUAGGCAUAGAUCAAAUCCACCCAUACAUCGCUUUUUCUCGCUUCUUUGUGUGAACUGUUUCUUAUCAUUUCUCAGUACUCUACAUCUGUUGGGCUAUUUCGGGAUGGCAUAUAUUCAAGUAGUCCUUCUGUUGAGCCUAUUGCUGGCUCUCACUUCCUGUUUUCUCACAUUUGCCGCUGACCCAGCAUCUCUUCAGGACUUCUGCGUGGCAGACAGUAACAACCAAGUGAAACUGAAUGGGUUCGCUUGCAAAAACCCGGCUUGGGUUCAGGCAAACGACUUCUCCUUCAGCGGGCUCCACAAUCCUGGCAACACAGGCAACCCAUUUGGCUCUGCUAUAACCCCUGUCACAGUGGCUCAAAUUCCAGCGCUCAACACUUUGGGAAUCUCGAUGGUCCGUAUCGACUAUGCUCCAUGGGGCGUCGUUGUUCCUCAUUACCACCCUAGAGCCACUGAAAUUAUCACAGUAAUCGAGGGAUCUCUUGAAGUUGGAUUCGUCACAUCAAAUCCUGAUAAUCGCCUCAUCUCCAAAACCCUUCAGAAGGGAGAUGUAUUUGUGUUCCCAGUUGGGUUGGUUCACUACCAACGAAAUAUUGGGCACAUGAAUGCGGUGACGAUUUCUGGAUUGAAUAGCCAAAACCCAGGAGUUAUUACCAUUGGCAAUGCUGUCUUUGGCUCCAAGCCUGACAUAUCCACCGACAUUCUCGCAAAGGCGUUCCAAGUUGACAAGAAUAUUGUGCAGCAAAUUCAAGGGAAGUUCUAGAGACUUUGGGGACAUUAAAGUGAGAGUGUGCCAAUUUAUUUAAGACUAGACUUUGCGGCAUAACUAGCUAUUGUUUGUCCGUUCAUUUGCCAUUUUAUUAAAUUUUCAAUUAUCCAAUUAUACUUGGUGGUUUCUUCGUUAUUUCUUGCUAAGAGUUGUAUCCUUAAAAUAUGACUCACUCAUUCUAAUAUCAUCUUCAUUUUCGGAUUCCUUGGAUUUAUUAGAUGGCAAAUUCUACUAUAAGUACUCUAUAAGAGUAUAGACCGUGCGGAUCACCAUUUGUUUCAUGGAGAAAGUUGGACAUGGAGUGAACAUAAAAAGUUUUGUUCUUUUGUAUCAAACAUAUGAAGGAGUGAGUUGCACUCUUAGGAAGGUAUUCAGUGGAAUGAAACUCAUUAAAAGCUUGCACAAUACUACUUCAUAAUUUUGGCCAACACUUUUUGUAAAACUCCAAGGUAAAUCCAUCUGGUCCUGGAGUUUUCCCCCAUCACUAUUGGCGGUGGAUGACCAAAUUUCCAUUUUCAAGAAAGGACGAAUGAGCAUAGAGGCAACAUUUGUAGGAAGAAGGGACUCGCAGUAGUCUCGUGGGAAGGAAUGUUUGUUCAGAUUUUCAUGAAGCAUCUUCAUGUAAAAAUCAACAAUUCCGUUAGCA
This is a messenger RNA of Linum trigynum, 2029 nucleotides long. The record is from the annotation of a GenBank genome assembly. NCBI's taxonomy places the organism in Eukaryota, Viridiplantae, Streptophyta, Magnoliopsida, Malpighiales, Linaceae.